Molecule: messenger RNA, 841 nt
Organism: Pyricularia oryzae 70-15
Lineage: Eukaryota; Fungi; Ascomycota; Sordariomycetes; Magnaporthales; Pyriculariaceae
Exons: 2
Coding region: 141-593 (150 amino acids)
Biological process (GO): proteasome assembly
Source: RefSeq, a predicted model, not a curated record
AUGAGAGGUUCCCGCACUGUAAUCAUGAGAAUACCUACCUCGAGAGCAUUCAUCAAGCUACAGUUGAAUUUUAACGCUGGGUUGUGAAUGUAAAUACAAUACCAUAUUACGUACAUCUUGGAGUACAGUAGCUCGCUGCAAUGAUGGCCACUCAAGAACCAAGACCUGACUCGUUUCCCGCGCCAUCGAGAAGCGCAACAGGGAACGUGAAUGGGGUUCCCACAGAGGCUACAUCGAUGAACUUCUCGGACAAGAUUAUGGUCACUCUAUCACAGGAUGGACGAUUAGCACAAUGGUUUCAAGUUCAGCUGUCCGCGCCGUCGUCAGCGAUGGUGGACAUGGCCCUGCCCAGGUCAAACAUCGGUUCUCUGCCACCAGCCCACCUCACUGCCACCACCCUUCUUGGUGCCGGAGGCGACGAGCGCGAGACCAUUGGCCAACUUUACGCUGCGCAAAUAGCUAGCUUCCUGUCCACAAGAAACCCAGACGAGAAGCGCACUCUGGUUCUUGGUCUGGGUAUGCGUAAAGCAGAGACUGCAAACGCAAGGGAGGCUUUCUUUGAUGUCCUGGAGCUGGUUCAACAAGUACUGUAGGACGAGACCUACGGCGAUCUCAUAGUUUCUGGCCACUACGGGCAUAAAUUAUGUUACAAGUUCCGGCACGGCACUGAUUCAAAUGUUAAAAAGCCAUGACGACAAAAAGGCUUCAAUUCAUCGGGGGAUAGGUAGGUAGUUUUCAAAAAUAACACGCGCGGAAACCAUGCAGAAUAAAACAGGAUCGGGUGGGCUGCAAGGCUAUACCAUUUGCCCCUUCUUGCUACAGAACACUCGUGCCUCACCAA